AUGAAUUUCUACUAUCAUCCCGCGUCACCCUACUGCCGAGCAGUGAUGCUGGUGGCGAAAGCCCUCAAGCUCAAUCUCAACAUGCUGUACGUUGAUCUGAUGAAGGACGAACAGCUGCGACCUUCAUUUACAGCGAUCAAUCCGUUCCAUUGUGUGCCAACAUUGGUGGAUAACGAUUUAACGCUGUGGGAGUCACGUGCCAUACUGGUGUAUCUGGUCGAUAAGUACGGCCGCACCAAUAGUCGUCUUUACCCGAAGGAUCCAAAGACGCGCGCGAUCAUAAACCAACGACUAUUCUUCGACCAUGGUACCCUUGCCACACGGCUAGAGGAUUACUAUUAUCCGCUGCACUUCGAGGGUGCCACGCCCGGUGGCGAGAAGCUCGAAAAGCUCGAAGAAGCUCUCGGAUGGCUGAACGAAUAUCUUAUCACGAAUCCGUAUGCUGCCGGACCGAACAUGACGCUGGCCGACUAUAGCUUGGUGGCGACCGUUUCUUCCCUCGAGGUGGUCCAGUACGAUCUAACCAAGUAUCCGGCCAUUGCGGCUUGGUACGAGGGCUGCAAGGCUACGAUCGUCGAUUAUCAGGAGAUCAGCGAGGAUGGCAUGCAGCAGUACCGUGCGUACUUUGAAUCGGGACUACAUCCCGUCGCCUAA
This is a messenger RNA of Anopheles maculipalpis, 654 nucleotides long. Its product is annotated as glutathione S-transferase 1-like. The transcript is spliced from 2 exons. Gene Ontology annotation, molecular function: glutathione transferase activity. The coding region runs from base 1 to 654 and encodes 217 amino acids. NCBI's taxonomy places the organism in Eukaryota, Metazoa, Arthropoda, Insecta, Diptera, Culicidae. The record is from RefSeq and is a predicted model, not a curated record. Gene Ontology annotation, biological process: glutathione metabolic process.